AUGACAGAUCUUUCUAAUUCUGAUUUUGAUGUUAAUAUCUUGCAAGAUGCUUUGAUUAAUCCGUCAAUAGACUUGAAGUUUCCUUUACCCAUAGACAAAGAAGCAAAUGCUGCUAGUUUAUCCCGAUCCUUUAACUUGUUACACCAUACCUUUAGGUUGUUUACUGGUGGACAGUCAUAUGAUGAUAUUUACAAGAACAAUGAAUCAUGUUUCACAAAUAGAUCUUCACAACAAUUUAAGCAGAAAUUUAUCGAUUAUAUGAAUGACAAAUUAGAAAAAAGUGAUGUGAAACUUGAUGAAAUAGUCUAUGAAUUAGUUACUAAAGAGUUGAAUAUGAAAUUAAUCAAAGCAUCCCAAUUCAAAUCAAGGUUUCAAGAAGUUAAAGCUUUUAUGGUUGACUACUAUAAAGCUCAAAAUAAGAAAAAUUUACCUACUUUCAGUUCGCGUGACUUUAUUAGAACUGCUUAUGUGACCGUGAUGACAAUAAUGCAAAAGUUAUUCCCUGAAGGUAUUUGGUUGUCAAACCAAGAUAUGUCAGAUUUGUAUGCCAGAUAUCUUGAAAACCCCAUGUCAAUUGUCUUUUUACCUUCACACCAAUCGCAUUUGGAUUAUAUUAUAAUACAUUUAGUAUGUAUUCGAUUUCAGAUGGCAAUUCCUGCAGUAAUUGCAGGUGAAAACUUAAAUGUGGCUAUAGUAGGGGAAUUAUUGAAGAAAUUGGGAGCAAUUUUCAUUCCUCGGUCAUUUAAUAAUGAAGCAUACACCGAAAGAAAUUUGAAUAACGUUAUUGAAUUUUUAUUGGUAAAUAAAAUUAACUUUGAAGUGUUUGUUGAAGGCACCAGAUCUAGAGAUGGGAAGCUUUUAUUACCAAAGUAUGGAAUUUUGAAAUCUCUUGUUCAUAUCUAUUUGAAACAAACUCAAUUGGAAAAGAAUUCUGGAUUUGAUUUAUUAAUGCAACCAGUUGCAGUCACUUAUGAGCGGGUUUAUGAAAAUGAUGGAUAUUUAAAGGAGUUAAUAGGUGAGGAUAAAAAACAAGAAAGUUUGUUAAAUAUUCUCUCGAUUGCUGGUGGUGCAUUUGUAAGUAAAAACAAGGAUCAAAUUGUUAUUGAUGAACAUGGAUUCAAUGAUAAUUCCAAUAGAUCGUUAACCGGAAAAAUAUUUGUUAAAUUAGGUACAAGUUUCACCAUGUCACAUUAUAUCACACAAGAUGAUGUCGAAUUUAGUGAUUUUGAUUCCGUAAAUUUAAAAAAACUUGGGUUUAAAAUACUUCAUGAAGUUAAUAGAAAUAGUUUCUUGCCCGAAGUUGCCUUAGUGGGUUGUGCUCUUCAAGCAUUUCAUUAUAUUAAACCAAGUCCAACUUUCCCUAUUCGAGACCUCAUACCAGUAUUAAGAUUAGUUGGUCAAACAUUACUUGCAGAAAGUGAAAACUCCAAAACAAACUCGCAAAUUUUGCAAGGUGUUAUUGCUCUAUCAGAUAAAGAAUUAACCAGUCUUAUUAAGCAUCAAAUUGUAUCAUUUUUCCGAUUUAUAAAAGUCAACGACAAGUUAGAUGUGAUUAAAAUUGAAUCACCCAUUGAAUUAUUAUAUUACAAGAAUUUAUCCAUCCAUUUAAUUAUACAGCGUUGUCUUGUGCUGUUUAUAUUGUUGCUAUUAGACGGAAAGAACACAUCACAGCGACUUAUUGGGAAAUUAUUUUAUAUUGUUACUGGGUUUUUAAAAAAUGAAUUCUUGUUUGAUUAUGAUGAAAAUCCAAGAACAGGACCAACUUUUAUCUUGAAUGACAUGGUUAAUUGCAAUGUGAUAACUAAGGAUGAAUAUGACAAUACCUACCAAAUUGUUGAUUAUCUAUACAUGCAGUUGUUUGCCAAUUUAGCCCAACCGUUUUUGGAAUCUUAUGAUGUGUUAAUUUCAAACAUUGUCAAUAUGACCAAUGACUUAGCCAAUAAUUAUGCCAGGAAUAAGAAGCUUCAAAAUGGGAAUGGUAAGUUGAUUCUUGAUGAUAAUGAUUUGAAAUAUCCUGAUACCAAGGGAUUAUUGAAAUAUAUAAUUAAGAAAUCCCGAGGUAAAGUCGCUUCAGUAGAAUCAUUUAACAAGCAAUAUUUAUUAAGUGAUUUGUUUUAUCUUGAUAAUUUGAAAUUAAUUCGAAUUUUCAAGAAUAAAGCCAAGACUAAAGCAUUUGUUCAAAUCAGUAAUAUGAGAGAUUUGAAGAUCUUGAAUGAAUUUUUGCAUCAAAUUAUUGGCAAAUCUAAAGAUCAUUACUUAAUUACUGAUGAGUUGAAUGUUAAUUAUAUUAUAGACAUUACUGAUAAGAACUUUGACAGAGAUUAUCAAGAAUUGCCUAUUAAAAGUAAAUUUUAA
Messenger RNA from Spathaspora passalidarum NRRL Y-27907, 2355 nucleotides. RefSeq lists its product as uncharacterized. The coding region runs from base 1 to 2355 and encodes 784 amino acids. Gene Ontology annotation, cellular component: mitochondrial membrane. The transcript is spliced from 2 exons. Lineage: Eukaryota; Fungi; Ascomycota; Pichiomycetes; Serinales; Debaryomycetaceae. The record is from RefSeq and is a predicted model, not a curated record.